CCCGUCGCCGUCACCGUACGCUGGUCAUGGGCUCUUGGCAUCCGUCGUCCGUCCCACGCCACGCCACGCCACAGUGCCUCCUCGCAGCUUCAUCCACUCGUCUCCCCUCCCCACACCAAAAAAACAAGCAAGGGUCAGCAGAUAGCCGCAUUAAAAGGAGGGAGGUCACGUAAACUUAAUCCAAUCCACCAAACCCCAAAUCUCUGUCUCGCGCUGGCGCAGCGCAGGGCACCGCCACGCGCGCCUCAUCCGGUACCGGCAUGACGAGCGCCUCCGAGCUCUUCACCGCGCGCCGUGCCGCCCGUGGGGCCCGCCUCUCCGACCUCGACCUGGAUCCGCACGCCGACGCGCUCCGGGACCAGCACGGACUUGGCGCCCGGCACCGGCGCCGCGGGUGCCGCCCGCGACGCCAGCUCGACGCCGCCGGGGACGUGCGGCAGCACCUGCACACCGGGGCCCCGCCACCGCGUCGCCGCGGGUCGUACACCGAUCAGAUCUUAUCGUACAUAGACAACAACAACCUUGGGGUUGGGGAUUCUGCAGCUCGGAGGAACAGACUUGAUAGGCUGAUGUUCAGGACAAAUGAGCGGCUUCCUGGUGCUGUACUGCAAGCACAAGCGCGUGUCCUGGAGAGACUCAGAGGCAUUUCUCUUGGUUCAUCUGUGUCCAGGCCAUCCAUCUCAUUAGAUGAAUUUUCAGCUAGCGAUGUAUUCAGAAUCAUCGACUUCAGAAACAGGGAAGCACGGCAUGAAGAAAAUCGGCACCACUCAUCGUCGUUCCACCCAAGCAGUGAAUCAGAUGAAGAAAGACCAACCGUCGGUUCCACUCACUCCAACCGGUCAACCGGACUUACCAAGGCAGCUUUCCUGCGUCUGCAGGUCGAGAUUUUUGAGGCUAGCAAAGAUGAUAGCAGAGAGGCAUCGCCUGAAUGUUCUAUUUGCCUUGAUGGAUUUUACGAUGGAGAUGAGCUGAUAAGGUUGCGCUGUGGGCACAGGUUCCACUCGACAUGCUUGGAGCCAUGGGCGCGGAAAUGUGCAGACUGCCCAUACUGUCGAACGAACAUACGGUCACGAUCCUGACGACAAACCCUUAGUUCAGAGUAAGCUUAUAACCACCAUGGAGUUUCACUGUUGUAAAAUUCGCUGUUGUGGGCAUGCCAGUUAAUCCGGUGCUCCUAUGGCGACAUGUAAUUUCUAAUAUCCUGAAUAUUUUGUGUUGUGUCACUCAGAGAGGUUUAUGGUGUUGUGUGCGAGUGGAGGCUAGUAGCAGUAUAGCUUAGAAAGCACCCUUUUGUGUGUAUGUAGCGAGGGAUCACGCAAAUGAUCCUGUACUACUAAUGAUAAUGUUCUGAUGUCUGAAUUUCAGUUGUU
Zea mays is the source of this 1370-nucleotide messenger RNA. Its product is annotated as putative RING zinc finger domain superfamily protein. Bases 261 to 1079 code for a protein of 272 amino acids. The record is from RefSeq and is marked provisional. Gene Ontology annotation, biological process: ubiquitin-dependent protein catabolic process. Gene Ontology annotation, cellular component: nucleus. Gene Ontology annotation, molecular function: ubiquitin protein ligase activity. Lineage: Eukaryota; Viridiplantae; Streptophyta; Magnoliopsida; Poales; Poaceae. The transcript is spliced from 2 exons.